GGGGCCCGCGGCUCGCAGGCGGCGCAGAGGAGCGGCGGCAUGGCGGCAGCGGCCAAGGAGCCGAGUUGGGUGGACUGGGACGAAGAGGAGGAAGAGGAGGAGGAGGAAACAGAGCAGCUGGUUAUGGUGGAAUUAUCAGGAAUUCUUGAUUCAGACUUGCUCUCAAAAUGUGAGAAUAAAUGCAAGAUUUUGGGAAUUGAUACUGAAAGGCCCAUCCUGCAAGUGGACAACUAUGUCUUUGCUGGAGAGUAUGAAGACACUGUUGGGACCUGUGUUAUAUUUGAAGAAAAUGUUGAAUAUGUGGAUGCAGAAGGCAGUAAUAAAACAGUGCUAAAAUAUAAAUGCCACACAAUGAAGAAGCUCAGCAUGACAAGGACUCUUCUGACAGAAAAGAAGGAAGGAGAAGAAAACAUAGGUGGUGUGGAAUGGCUGCAAAUCAAGGAGAAUGAUUUCUCCUAUAGGCCCAACAUGAUUUGUAAUUUUCUGCAUCAGCAUGAAGAGGAUGAAGCAGUAGCUCCAGACCCAGAUAAAUCUUUGGAGUUGGACGAGCACGAGAUUCAAAUGAAAGAUAAUUCAAACCUGGCUUAUGAACAGGAGAAACCACCGAACUUGGAAAUAGAGGAUUCUGGUCCUCUUAUUGAUCUCCCUUCUUUUGAGACAGAAGGGUCUGUUUUUAUGGAUACUCAAGAAACCGCCUUAGAAAUCACUCCUAGAUGAAAUGUUUCUCAUAAUAACUAGUCAUGAACUUUUUAUACAAUUUUUAUAUAAAAUAAUUGACUUUGUAGUUGUUCACAAUUUUUAUUUUUGUUAGCUGUAUGCACAUUUCCAGUUAUAAUGUAGUUUAAUAUACUAGAAUCAUUAAGGACCAAAUAUUGAGUUUUUAAAAAUAUGGUUUCAAGGACUAUAGGGACCAUUCUGUGAUGAGUCCUUUAAAAUGGAGGUUUUACUAAGGUAAGUAUAUGUUUCUAUUGCAGCCAUUGCAAAUUACCACAUUUAAUGGCUUAUGUGUAUUCAGCUACAGAAGUGUAUUGUCUUUUACGGUUUUGUAAGUCAGCUGUUUGAGAUGGGUCUCACCUGGGCUAAAAUCAAGGUAUUUGUAGAACUUCUCUUCUGGAGGUAGGAUGGGGGACUCCAUUUCCUUGUUCAUUCAGUUGUUUACAGAAUUCAGUUGUUUGCAAUUGAAGGAUCACGGUCCCAUUUCCUUGCUGUUGGCCAAGAGCCAUUCCCAUAUUCCAAAGGCUGCCUGCAUUCCUUGACUCAUAGCCCCUUCUCUUCAGAGCCAACCAUGGUCAAGUUCCUCUCAGUCCUUGACUCUCCCCUGCUACUUCUGUCAUCCUAUUGAUGUUAGACCCUUCUUUUAUUUGAUAUCAUUGGGCACAUCUGGCUGACUUCCCUAUUUUAAGGUCUAUAACUUUAAUUCCAUCUGCAAAGUCCAUUUUGCCAUGUAAUGUAAACAGGCGUAACACUGAAAAUUAUGGCAUGAAAAUAUUUGGGGGGGGGGGGGGGCAUCUUCCAGUCUACCAAAGUCAAUAUUAUAAUUCUGAGAACAGAAGAAUUCAGAAGUGCUUAAGGGUGAAGGUACAGUUCCUGAUAUUUCAGCUGUAAUUUCAUUCCUUUCCUACUGAAGAAAGAUGAUUGGAAUUCAGCUGUAACAGUCAGUUUACUACAGUGAUAUCACAUUGUAAAGCCAUUAUCCUCCAAUUAAAAAUUAAGUAUUACAGUGAUAAGCUAGAUCUGCUCUAACUAGUAUUUUUUUAAGUAAAUUGUUCACAAACUUUGAUACAGGUUGAUCUAUAUGAAAUUACCAAUAUUUGCUUCUGACUAUAAAACCCAGCCAUUUUAUAUGGUUUAUGCUGGUAUAAAACACACCUCACAUUGAUUAUAUCUCAUAGUGCUCUGUGGUGACCUAGAGAUGGGGGAUGGGAGAGUGGGAGGGAGGCUCAAGACGGAGGGAGAUAAUGUAUACUUAUGGCUGGUUCACGUUGUCCAGCAGUGUUGUAAAGCAAUUAUCCUCCAAUUAAAAGUGUUAAAAAAUUAUUUCUCUCAACUGUUGGAGGUGUAACUUUGUUUUGACAGAUUAGAAAAUUAAUGUUUUAGAAUGAGAAAUUUUUUUCUUCAGUAAGUUCUGUAUCUUUUUCCUAUUUAAUUGGAAAACAACAUACCCUGAUUAAAAGCCUUUCCAAAUCAUAA
This is a messenger RNA of Odocoileus virginianus texanus, 2190 nucleotides long. It is a transcript of the gene GTF3C6, whose product is annotated as general transcription factor IIIC subunit 6. The record is from RefSeq and is a predicted model, not a curated record. Gene Ontology annotation, cellular component: transcription factor TFIIIC complex. Gene Ontology annotation, biological process: transcription by RNA polymerase III. Lineage: Eukaryota; Metazoa; Chordata; Mammalia; Artiodactyla; Cervidae.